Molecule: messenger RNA, 411 nt
Organism: Lactuca virosa
Lineage: Eukaryota; Viridiplantae; Streptophyta; Magnoliopsida; Asterales; Asteraceae
Source: the annotation of a GenBank genome assembly
AUGGAUGAAGUAUUUAAGCCUGACACAAUCGACGUUCAAGUUGAUGAUUUUGUAAAAACCAAAUCAGUUUCAAGAUGCAAAGAUGAAUUCCUUAAUGUUCUUUGUGAAGACAGUGAUGACAAACCAGUGGAAGGUGAAGGAGAAAAUGCUCGAGUAGAACUAGAUGAUGAGGAAAACACUGACGAAUCUAGUGAUGAAGAUGAAAUCAUAUACUCCAUCCAUAAUCCGAAGGUCAAAUGGAAUGUGAUGAAACCGGUUAUUGGAGAAAGGUAUGAAUCUAGACACGAACUGAAAUUAUGUUUAACAAAUUAUUCCAUCUAUAAGGGCUAUAAAAUUCGUUUCAAGAAAUGUGAUAGUAUUAGACUAGUGGCUGUGUGUGCUAGUGAUCCAGAAAAAUGCCCUUUAAGUUGA